AUGGCUACCGAUGUAAUCAAGCAGGAGGAUACGCUGGCCCCAUCGGCGCUGUCCUUGUCCACCUCGCCGUCCCCCAGCAAUGCGGCUCUUGCCACACCCAACUCGGCCGGUCCAAGCAAGGGCAGCCAGACGCCCUCGCCAUCCACGCCUUCCCAUGGCCAGGGCUCUGCGUCAAGACGCCCUCCCCGCAAGAGUACUCUCACGCAGCAGCAGAAGAACCAGAAGAGGCAGCGGGCAACUCAAGACCAGCUGACGACUCUGGAAAUCGAGUUCAACAAGAACCCGACACCCACUGCCACUGUUCGUGAUAGGAUAGCGGAAGAGAUCAAUAUGACCGAGAGGUCGGUCCAGAUCUGGUUUCAGAACCGACGCGCCAAGAUUAAGAUGUUGGCGAAGAAGAGCCUCGAAACUGGCGAAGAUAUUGACUCAAUUCCCGAGUCUGUGAGACAGUACCUUGCACUGCAGGCUAUGGAGUCUGGCAAGAGUCUUGGCGGCUUUUUCGGCCGGACGGGUCUCAUGACAUACGGGGGCCAAGGCGUGCUCGGCGGCGACCAAGGUGGGCAGGGCAAAGUUUUGAUUCAUCAUCUCACCUGCCGGUCCCUUUCUAUCGGGAAAUGGAUGCGAGUGGGACAGAACACGAUGGACCUGAUCAUUUUCUACUCGCCUGACAAGUGCACGAUGACCUACUACAUCAACAGCGAGAACGCCGGAUACAAGAUUGAGUAUCCAUUUGCCUAUAUCAAAAACAUAUUCCUUAAUAAUAUUGAAGGCGACCACCAAGGAAUCACGAUCGAACUACUGCACCCACCAAACUUCUUCAUGGACUCGGCCGCGUCAGCAGCCGGCUUCUUCCAGGUUGGGGACUUCACCGAAGAGCAGCAGGCUUCUCGGGUGUUGACUCAUAAUCUCGGUGGAAACCCGAAGGUUUUGAGUGGACAACUGGCGAAGUUGGUCAGCCUCGAGACAUUCAUUCACCGCCAUAGCCCAAGCCCAAUGUUCGACCAACUUCACCACCCUCUGUCCAUGUCUGCGCCCGUUUCGCCCCAAGUCAGGCCUUCGUCCCAACCCAACUUCGCCCAACCUCACGUUGGCAUGUUCCAGGAGACUCAAUGGGGGAUCUCUGCCCACCAAGGUCUGAUGAUGCGUGGUGGACCAGGCCACAAGAGGCAACGAAGUAGGAGUGUGCCUGGCCCGAUUGACUUCCACACCAUGCAAAUGCUGCAACAGCCGCCGAGCUUUCACAUCACUCAGCAUGAGAAUCAUCAUCACAACCACAAUCCUCAACUCUUCAGCCCGAUACCUCAGCAGCCGAACAUGCUGGGCCCCAUUGGACCGAACCUGCGGAUUGAUACACAGGCUGGGUUCGGCACAUUGGACAUGCGGGCCUAUCCGCUCUCGGCCACGACGGCACCUUCCCCAUCUGACUACUCGAGCCCUAACUUCUUCGCCUCUCAAGCGCCGGAGAGCGGUGGAAUCCAGACGGCUAGCUAUACUCCUUAUAGCGGUACUUUCUCGCCCCUCAUCAACCCAUCCAAUCUAGGCAUCCCGCCUUCGAUCUCACCGCUUUCCUUCAACCACCAGGAUCCGGCCAUUGUUGGAGAAUCCCCGCCAAUGUCUAUGCCUACGAUGUGCGAAGGCUCUGCGCUGUCUGACGACGGAAACAGUCUGAACGAGAUGUACCAACCCGGGAAACACACCAUGACGCUUCCUCUUCACCCGCACUCCCCAUUUGCGGAGCCGAACCAAGCCGAUCUCGAACUUAACCAGUUUAUGGACCUCAAGCAUUUUGAAGUUGAGCCUGCAUCUCUAUCGCCCGAAAGCAUCCACCAAGGCUAG
Lasiosphaeria miniovina is the source of this 1836-nucleotide messenger RNA. RefSeq lists its product as uncharacterized. Bases 1 to 1836 code for a protein of 611 amino acids. The record is from RefSeq and is a predicted model, not a curated record. Gene Ontology annotation, molecular function: DNA-binding transcription factor activity, RNA polymerase II-specific; RNA polymerase II cis-regulatory region sequence-specific DNA binding. The transcript has 3 exons. Gene Ontology annotation, biological process: cell differentiation; regulation of transcription by RNA polymerase II. NCBI's taxonomy places the organism in Eukaryota, Fungi, Ascomycota, Sordariomycetes, Sordariales, Lasiosphaeriaceae.